This is a messenger RNA of Ruditapes philippinarum (Manila clam), 774 nucleotides long. RefSeq names its product caprin-2-like. Gene Ontology annotation, molecular function: protein binding. NCBI's taxonomy places the organism in Eukaryota, Metazoa, Mollusca, Bivalvia, Venerida, Veneridae. Bases 145 to 774 code for a protein of 209 amino acids. The transcript has 2 exons. The record is from RefSeq and is a predicted model, not a curated record.
GGUCGGCAUCCUGGAUCAUUAGAGUGAUCGUCAUGAAAAUGUUUUCUUACGCGUUUUUAAUCACUCUCUUUAACGGUUAAAGCAGAGGAACAACACUGCUCUAAAUAUGACUUUGAGGAGAGGAUUUUGGAAAAACUAGUUAGAAUGGAAUACCAAAUGGAAAAACUGAAAUUGGAAGGAAUUGAAAGGGAGGAAAGUACGACAAAAAUGAAAGAUGAGGUUCUAACAGUGUUAGACGUAUUGAACAAAACUUUGGAUAAAUUUGAGAUGAGUCUAAAAGUAAAAGCAAACUCUUUUGAGCAAAGCAUUGUUGUCAGAGUUGGUGAAUUGCGAAAAACAGUGGAUGUUAUUGCAGACAAAUCCAAAGUACCAACAGUUGCAUUUAAAGCACGGCUUAAUUCCCACUUAUUGGCGGCUUCAAGAGGAGACUAUAUAGUUUUCCCAAUCACGAUGUUCAACGAGGGUAGCGCAUUCGAUUCUAGCACUGGUAAAUUUACUGUUCCUGUAAAUGGAACGUACUUAUUUACUGUUAUAUUCUGUGUUAGUAGCCGCCAAAGCCUUUACAUCGAUAUCACAGUGGACGAUCAAACAACUCAGCCGGUAGUUCUCCGUAAUGAAAACAAUGCUGCACGUCAGUCAGCUGCCUUGUUAGAAGUCUUGAUUGUUGGCCAGACCGUCGGGGUUAAAGUGUUAGUCAGUUUCUCAACACAUAUGGUUCAUUAUGAUUCAAGCAGAUGGAGCACAUUCUCUGGAACUUUGAUACAUGGUAAUUGA